This is a messenger RNA of Danio aesculapii, 2103 nucleotides long. It is a transcript of the gene hnmt, whose product is annotated as histamine N-methyltransferase. Gene Ontology annotation, molecular function: N-methyltransferase activity. NCBI's taxonomy places the organism in Eukaryota, Metazoa, Chordata, Actinopteri, Cypriniformes, Danionidae. The record is from RefSeq and is a predicted model, not a curated record. The coding region runs from base 75 to 953 and encodes 292 amino acids. The transcript is spliced from 7 exons.
CAAUCAUCAUCACAGGCAGUGUGUGUUAACGGAGAAGAGGAAGCACAGGUCAUCUAUUUCAGCCAGUGGAAACCAUGGCAGCUCCAUUCAAAACACUUGUGGAAGAUUAUCCCAGAUACCUCAAAUCAUUUGAGCUCUUUCUGGAGCGCUCAUCAGAGCACCAGUGCAUGCAGGACUUCAUUCAUAAUACGCUUCCCGACAUUCUGGCAAGCAUUGGUGGAGGGAGAUCCGUUUUGAAUGUAAUGGGAGUGGGGAGCGGAGCAGGUGAUAUUGAUCUAGAGAUGCUAGCUCAGCUGCACCUAAAACAUCCACAUGUCAAAGUCGACAAUGAAGUGGUGGAACCAAGUAAUGACAUGCUCUACAAGUAUAAAGCGAGAGUGUCAACAUCUCCAGAUCUUGCUCAUAUCAACUUUACAUGGAAUAAGAUGACAGCAUCUGAAUUUGAAAAACAAUGGCAAGAAAAAAAACCUGGGAAAAAGAUGGACUUCAUUCACAUGAUACAGAUGCUGUACUAUGUCAAAGAUCCAAGUGCCACUGUUUCAUUUUUCCGGAGUCUGCUGGACAAAGAUGGGAAGCUCUUAAUCAUUCUGGUGUCAGGUGAGAGUGGGUGGGGCAAAUUAUGGUCAACAUUUCGAGAGCAGCUCUGUUACACUGAGAUCAGCCAGUGUGUCACUACAGGAGAAAUAAAGAGCUUCUUAGAUUCUGAGGGCGUCCCGUACCGUAAAUAUGAGCUUCUGUCCCAGAUGGACAUCACAGAGUGCUUCACUGAAGGAGACCAGGAGGGAGAACUGCUGCUGGAUUUCCUUACUGAGGUGAAAGAGUUCAGUAAAAAUGCUCCUGAACGUUUGAAGAAAGAAGUGCUGGACUUACUGAGACAUCCUGACUGCAGUAAAGAGGUGGACGGCAGGAUCGUAUUUAAUAACAACCUUGAAGUCUUAGUCGUUGAGCCAUAGAUUAAAAUCCAUAACUUCAUAUCUCACCUUCACAAGACCUUUGCUUUCAAUGUUAGUGAUGCAGAGAUAGGGACAUUUUGGCUGAUAACUGAUAUAUAGGUCAAUAAAUACAAAUCUUUCUGAGCCUGAUUACUAAACCAACAGACAAACAAAUUGUUAACAUUAACUGUAGGAAACAUGUAGAUUAUUCAUUUUUUUUCACUGUGAAAGCUCCCACACUGGUGACAUCUUGUCUUUUUAAAACUUUUAGAAGUGUGUGUCUGCCGUAUGCAAUGUUACGGGAUGUGCAAGACACCAGUCAAGACCUUCAUAGCCAGUAACACGCAUCUGAAGGGAAUCCACUGCUUUAAAAUACAACUUUUAAUUCUCUUGAUUCUCAUUUUGGCUCACUGUGUUAAAAUAUUAAGUUCUUUGUAGUCUCCUAGACGGGGAUUAUGGAUAAGGAUUUAAAAUUAUAUAUAUAUUUUACUUACAAAUUCUACCUGAUCCAAUAUUGUAGAGCUUGGAAUCAUUUGAAAAAUGUAUAGUCAUUAAAAUGUCCACGGAGUUAACAUGACUUUCCCAGGUCUAGAGAUCACAUUUUGAAGCUACUUUGAAGCUACUAAAAACAAACAGGAAGUAGAACUGUAGAGAACAAUGCAUAGUUUAGCCUGUAUAAACAUCAAACAAAACUGUUUAAAGAAAGUGACCUUGAAACACAAACUCCAGUGCUCUAGCUAACUGCACAUGCUUUGUGAAAUUUGCCUGAGCAGCAAAGUACAGCCAGUACAUAAGUCAGUAUAUUCACUCACAGUUUAUGAACUUAUAUGACAGCCUUCAUGAUGAAAUGAUCAAUGAGAUGGAAUUGUUUCAUGGUUGUGUCGUUGUGACCUUAUACCUCAUUUAGGUUUGGAGAGAUGUUUAAUGCCUAACCAGACAUGCCAAAGGUUAUCUGUUCUCUGCAAGAUUAAAUGCACUUGAAACCACUGCUGUAUGUUUUACAUGGUUGCUAGCCAUCAUGGGCUUUGCCUUUGUAAUAGUUUACGGUGUAAACCAACAUAUGUGUAACCCAACAUGAACUUUUGAGUACUAAAACAUAACAUUAAACUGACAUGAAUGAACUUCAACACAAGUAGUUCUAUUAUCCGGCAAAUAAAUACAAAUAAAUAAA